AUGAGAACCCUCUUUUUGCUGGCAUUUGUCAUUGGAGUGGCCUACUGUGCUCCGCAAUUGAUGUAUUAUGAGCUAGAGUACAAACCUGUCCUGGCGCCACAGGCUCUUCCUGCGGCCGCCGCUGCUAGACCUUCUGGAGUCGAACUUCUCUUGGCAGCUCAUCAGGCUGCAGCUGGAGUUCCUGCUCAACCUGUCCGUGGCUUCAUUAAGCAUGAGAUUCCCCAGCCCGGAGGCAGAGAAAGCAUUGAAGUUCUGUACCCAUUUGACAUUCAUCAAGCUGCUCCAAUUGCCCCAGCUGUUCCUGCUGCCCCUGCUGCCCCAGCCCCUGUUCCAAAGGACGAUGAUGAUGAUCAUGAUGACUAA
Onychostoma macrolepis is the source of this 363-nucleotide messenger RNA. RefSeq names its product secretory calcium-binding phosphoprotein 7 (gene scpp7). NCBI's taxonomy places the organism in Eukaryota, Metazoa, Chordata, Actinopteri, Cypriniformes, Cyprinidae. The transcript has 7 exons. Bases 1 to 363 code for a protein of 120 amino acids. The record is from RefSeq and is a predicted model, not a curated record.